Messenger RNA from Macrosiphum euphorbiae (potato aphid), 516 nucleotides. The record is from the annotation of a GenBank genome assembly. Lineage: Eukaryota; Metazoa; Arthropoda; Insecta; Hemiptera; Aphididae.
AUGGGAUUCAAAGGGUAUUCUACAGCAUCCGACCUAAACACAAAAAAAAGCCGUCUGGGAUGCUCUGUAUGUAAAAAAAAAAUCAAUAAGGAUACUCCGAUUGAACAUUUUUCAUCAAAACCCUGGAUUGAUAAAAAACAUUUUAAAAACAAGGUUUCUGACAAAAAAAUUAGAAAAUGUGAUUAUAUUAAAUUAUCUCCAUCUGCAACAUCAAGUCCUAAAAUUAGUGAAUGUUACUGUAAUCGUAUGGAACAAACAAAAAAUGAAUCCUUUCCAAAAUUAAUGUGCUCGAAGCGUUUUAAAACCCCACACCUGUCAGAUGUUGACGAAAAGUGGUUGAAUGAAAUUAUUGAAUUCAGACGUCAAAAUUGGUUUGAUUGUCACGCCGAUUCAUCUAUUGAUGGAAUUAUUGUUCAAAAUAUUAUUCCUCUAAAUAUUUUUAACAAACACAAUCUAAAUUGUAGUCAUCAAAAUAAUUCAAUAUCAUACACUUCUAUUGAUGAUAAUGAGCAUUGA